Malassezia japonica is the source of this 5748-nucleotide messenger RNA. RefSeq names its product glutamate dehydrogenase (gene GDH2). The record is from RefSeq and is a predicted model, not a curated record. NCBI's taxonomy places the organism in Eukaryota, Fungi, Basidiomycota, Malasseziomycetes, Malasseziales, Malasseziaceae. Gene Ontology annotation, cellular component: nucleolus. The transcript is spliced from 4 exons. The coding region runs from base 1 to 5748 and encodes 1915 amino acids. Gene Ontology annotation, molecular function: mRNA binding; oxidoreductase activity. Gene Ontology annotation, biological process: amino acid metabolic process.
AUGGAACAACGCGACGCACACGCGCAAAGCGACGAGAGCAUUCACACUGCUGCGCUCGAGGCGUACAAGGGGGAGAAGGAAAAGGCGCAACAUGGUAACACGUUGUUCGUAACGCGCCUGCCUUACAGUGCGACGAAUACCGAUCUGAGCACUUUUUUCAGCGAUAUUGGUCCCCUCCGCCGCGCAUUUAUCGUGACUGACCGCGAGUCGCGCCAGUCGAAGGGCGUGGGCUACGUUACUUAUGCAGACACGGCAGAUGCAGAGCGUGCUUUUGAAAAGCUUCAAGGGGCAAGCAUCGACGGGGGGCGUCGCCAUAUUCAGCUACAGUGGGCCGACCGCAAGGCGCCGAACCAAGAGGGCCGCCCUGAAAAGCGCAGCACUGACGGCGCACCGAAGAAGGCCGAGUCUUCUCGCUCGAAUCUUCCUCAACGCGAUCCGGAUGCUGUGCGCACCAUUGUGGUGUCGGGCCUCUCUGGCUGCUCGCCACCAGCGGAUACCGAAACGCUCUAUAAGCGCGCGCGGAAAAUUGGCGAUGUGGAGCACGUUGAAUUUUUGGUCGAGAACGGCACGUCGUCCACGGAUGUUGCUCACAUCCGCUUCCGUACGCCGAACCAUGCAAUGGAGGCGGUGUCGAAACUGCACGCGCACCAGUUCAAAGGUACCCAACUCAGCGUGGGCCUCAAGAAGCGUUUGGAUGGCGCGAUGCGUCUCGAGCAGCACAUGCGCCCUGAUACCCUCGAAAAGCACAAGUCAAUGAUGAAAAAGAUUGAGAAGAUGAACGGGGAUGCCUGGUCGCUGAACAAGGGCGGUCAUGGAUUGAGCCGCGAGAGCCGUGUGAUUGUGCGCAACCUUCCGUUCGAUGUGACCUUGGAAGACUUGCGUGCGAUCUUCUUGCCUUACGGAGCCAUCUACGAUGUCACGGUGCCUACCAAGAGUGCCGAGGGAGAGGAGUCGAAGAAGCCGACCAAGGGCCGUGGCUUUGCAUUCGUCUGGUUCGUAUCUCGUAACGACGCGGCGCGCGCAAUGGAGGCGGUGAAUGGCGUGCCGCUCCGUCACGGCGCUGCUGAGCAGGCGGCACUCAAGAAGGCCCAAGGAAAGAAGGGGCGCACGACUGCCAAGGAAGCGCUAGAGAAAGUGCACGCUACUGCGCAGCCUGCACGCCCCGUGGCCGUCGACUGGUCGCUUUCUCAAAAGGAUUGGCUUGCGCGUGGCGAGGAAGCGCCCGAGGCCGAGGAAGAGGCCGAGGAAGAGGCCGAUGCGCCGACGUCUACGAAGCGUACUCGUGAAGAUGAAGAUGAAGAUGAAGACGAGGACGAGGACGAGGAUGACGAGGAUGACGAGGAAAAUGACGACGAGGACGAGGACGAGGACGAGGACGAGGAUGGGGAUGAGGAUGAGGAUGAGGAUGAGGACAAUGUCGAAGACGAGGACGAAGAUGCUCCCGAAAAGGCUCGGCCGACCAUGGCCACUACUGAAACGGGCACCAUCCUUUUCAUUCGCAACCUUCCUUACCAGGCGACUGAGCAGGAGCUCAAGGACCUCUUCCGCUCGUUCGGCCCCAUGCGUUACGCCAAGAUCACGAUGGAUCCUGCGACGAAACGCAGCCGCGGUACUGGCUUUGUGUGCUUCUGGAAGCGCGAAUCUGCCGAUGCAGCGCUGCGUGAUGCUGAACUCGUUCAGCGUGAAACGGCGGCUUCCUCGCUUACGGACUCCAAGCUUCCGAAAGUCAACCCCUUCUCUGUCCCCUCGGUAAUCACGGCUGACCCCUCUGCUCCUCUCGUUGCGCGUUUCACGCUGCAUGGCCGCGUCCUGCACGUUGUGCGUGCAGUGACACGUGAGAAUGCAUCGCACCUCGAAACCGCUGCCCGCAAGUCGCGCGAAAAGAAGGACACCCGCAACACAUGGCUCCUCCGCGAAGGUGUGCCCCUUCCCAACACGCCCCUGUCCAAGACGCUGUCGGAGAAAGAAGCGGACAAGCGCAUGCAGAGUUUCUCGAUCCGCCGUGCUCAGCUCGGUGCAAACCCCUCGCUGCACGUGUCCAAGACGCGUCUGGCGGUACACCAGCUCCCGCUCUUUGUCUCGGACAAGAUGCUGAAGCGUAUGGCCCUGUACGCGCUGCGUGCAUUUACGGAUGAAGUUAAAUCAGGCAACCGCGACGACUUGGAUGCGGAUGAAAAGGCCGACACGACGGUCAGUGCAAAUGUGAAGCAGAGCGAGUCCGAUGGCGACAAGAAACGUCCGCCUCCUUCGCUUGUCAUUCAGAGCAAGAUUGUGCGCCAGAACGAGCGUGUCGACCCGCUCACUGGCAAGGGGCGUUCGCGUGGCUAUGGCUUUUUGGAGAUGCGCACCUUCCCGCACGCACUCAAAGUGCUGCGCUGGGCCAAUGGCAAUAAGGCCCUCGGCGACCUCUUUGCCAAGUGGUGGCAGGAAGAACUCGAGACCCAUAUCGCCAAGCUCAAGGGCACGAAGGAUAUUUCUACUGAAGAUCGGACGCGCAUCAAGCGUCUCGAGAGUACGCUACAGGAUCUGAAGGACGAAGGUCAGAAGGCCAUCAAGUCAGAGUUCCGUGGCAUGCUCCGUAUCGAGUUCUCUAUUGAGAACAUCACGACCGUGCGUAAGCGUGUCUUGCGUCAGAGCCAGUCACGCGAGAAGCUUGCCAAGCGAGCGAAGCAUAUGGGCGACAAGCGCCAUUUGCUGAUGGGCCAGCCUGGCUCUGGCACGGAGACGCCGGAGGAUCAUAAGCUGGAGAACACGGCCGGCUACACGGACACUGUGUACCCCGACAAGCAAAGCCAGGCAAUCAAGGUGCAAGAGAUUCUCGAGGCUAACGGUUUCAUUCCGCAAGAGCUCGUGCCGUCGGAAGUCGCUUGGUUCUACGAGAAUCUCGGCAUCGACGACACCUACUUUGCUAUGGAGAAUGCGGAGACGAUCGCCGAUCAUAUCCUGUCCUUGUACGGUGCCAAGAUUGCCGAGUUCACCAAGCACACUGGCUAUCUCAACGUCGAUCUGCAGAAGAAGUCGGAGAACAGCGCGGUCUUCAUCCACUCAAGUCCUGCGGGUGUGAGCCGUCGCGCGGGUCCCCAGUGGGAACGCAUCAUCGACGAGCAGUACCUCAACCAGUCCACGGUGGACCGUGCCUUCCGUCUGGAGACCUACCGUUCGAAGGGCACUGCAUCGAGCCACUUCCCGGAGCAGCUGCGUUGCUACUUCCUGCACCGCUGCGAUUUUGUGCAGCCCCGCCCUGAGCGCAACUCACCCGAGUACCGCAACAUCCGCGCGGUCUCGGACAAGACCUUCUUGAGCAAGGUCAGCGAGCACACACUCGAGAUCUACCAGGCCGUGAUGGACGAGGCGCUGCGCCGCCAAGGUCCCGUGAUGGAGAUGUACGAGGUGGUCGGUACGCAGGAGCGCCGGAUCGUGAUUGCCUACCGCAUGGGUACCACGUCCAACUUUUUUAGCGCGCUCUCGGACCUCUACCACUUCUACGGCCUGUACUCGUCGCGCAAGUAUGUCGAGCAGUUCAGCAACGACAUCAGCAUCAUCUCGAUCUACCUCAAGCCUGUGCCUAACUCUCAGGCGCCCCCAAUCGAGCUCAGUAUUUUCCAGGUGCUCAAGGAGGUGUCGCUCAUCUACGUGCUGCCCGACAACCCCUUCUUCAUGACGGGUGCCGAGGCCACGCACGCCGUGCAGGAGGCCACCUACGCCUAUGUCGGCUGGCUCUUUGCGCAGCACUUCUGUAACCGUCUGGGCCCGGCAUACGAGGCGCUGCGCAAGAUUCUGGACGAGUCGGACUCGCACCAGGCUGCUGUUCUGAACGACAUCAAGCUGCGUCUGCGUGAGGAGACUUUCACGCGUCAAUCGAUCUACGAGGUGAUCCAGAACUUCCCCAACAUUGUGCGCCUGCUCUAUGUGCACUUUGCCAACAUCCACUACCCUGGCCAGCAAGACCAGGACCUGGCGCCGACGCUCAGCCACCAGCGUCUCACGCGCGAGACAUUGCUCUCGGAUGACCAGAUGCGUGACUUUAUCAUCAAGACGGCCAACAACUCUCACGAGCGCCAGGUGUUCCUUGCGCUCCUCUCGUUCAACAAGUCCGUGCGCAAGACCAACUUUUACACUUCGACCAAGGUUGCCCUGAGCUUCCGCUUGGACUCCUCGUUCCUCCCCGAGUCGGAAUACCCGAUCAAGCCCUAUGGCAUCAUCUUUGUCGUCGGCUCCGAGUUCCGUGGUUUCCAUGUGCGUUUCGCCGACGUGGCCCGCGGCGGUAUCCGCAUUAUCCGCAGCCGGAACCGCGAGAACUACUCGAUCAACCAGCGUACUCUCUUUGACGAGAACUACGGUCUGGCACACACGCAGCACCUCAAGAACAAGGACAUUCCUGAGGGCGGUGCCAAGGGUACGAUCCUGCCCAACAUGGAUGCGAACCCUCAGCUGGUGUUUGAGAAGUACGUCGAUGCGAUCCUCGACCUCUUGAUCAAGGGCAACACGCCUGGUGUCAAGGAGGAGAUCGUGGACCUGAUCGGAAAGCAAGAGAUCCUCUUCUUUGGCCCCGACGAAGGCACGGCGCACUACAUGGACUGGGGUGCGGAGCACGCGCGUGCGCGUGGCGCGAGCUGGUGGAAGUCGUUCACCACCGGCAAGUCGGCCGCGACCCUCGGUGGUAUCCCUCACGACAAGUUUGGUAUGACCACGCGCUCCAUCCGUCAGUACGUGCUGGGCAUCUACCGCAAGCACAACCUCAAGGAGGAGGAGAUUACCAAGGUCCAGACCGGUGGUCCUGACGGUGACCUCGGCUCGAACGAGAUCCUCCUUUCCAAUGAUAAGACGAUUGCGGUGAUUGACGGUUCUGGUGUGCUGUACGACCCCAAGGGUCUGCACCGCGAGGAGCUGCGCCGCCUUGCGCGCGAGCGCAAGAUGAUCUCGCACUUUAACGCCGAGUACCUCUCGAAAGGUGGUUACCGCGUGCUGGUGGAGGACCGCAACCUCACGCUGCCCUCGGGUGAGCUGGUGGCGGACGGUGUGGCGUUCCGCAACAAGGCGCACCUGAUCUACGAGGCGGACCUCUUUGUGCCCUGCGGUGGCCGUCCCGACUCGAUCCAGAUCGGUAAUGUGAAGGAGAUGUGCACGCAGGACGGCAAGUGCAACUACAAGUAUAUUGUGGAAGGCGCGAACCUCUUCCUUUCUCGCCAGGCGCGUCUGGAGCUCGAGAAGCGUGGCGUGAUUCUGUAUCCCGACGCGUCUGCCAACAAGGGCGGUGUGACGUCGAGCAGUCUCGAGGUCCUGGUCGGUCUGGGUCUUACGGACCGCGAGUACAUCGACAACAUGCUCUUCCACAACGAUGAGCCGACCAAGUUCUACAUGGACUACGUGCACGACAUUGAGAAGAUCAUUGCGCGCAAUGCCCAGGCCGAGUUCGAGGCCAUCUGGCGCGAGCACGGGGAGACGGGCAAGUUCCGCUCGGUCAUCUCCACUGAGCUGUCCACGACCCUGAACACGAUCUCGGAGGAGAUUGCGUCGACUGGUCUGUACAAGCAGGAGAACCUGCGCAAGGUUGUUCUGCUGCACGUCUUCCCCGAGUCGCUCGUCACCAAGGUCGGCUUGGCGGAACUGAUCAACCACGUCCCCGAGUCGUACCUGCGCAGUGCGUUUGCCGCGCAGGUCGCCGCCAGCUUCAUCUACGCCAAGGGACCGCGCGCGAGCCACGUCGACUUUUACAACCACAUCGAGACCCUCCUCCACUCGUCGUAG